Molecule: messenger RNA, 699 nt
Organism: Hibiscus syriacus
Lineage: Eukaryota; Viridiplantae; Streptophyta; Magnoliopsida; Malvales; Malvaceae
Exons: 1
Coding region: 293-649 (118 amino acids)
Source: RefSeq, a predicted model, not a curated record
UGAUUAUAAUCACAGUUGGAGCGGCGUGAGUGAAUAAAGAAUUCAAAACUAUUACUAAUGAACUUUCUCAAGCAUAAACCAAAAUCAAAUCCACUGUUUAUUCAUUCAAUUAUGUAUAAAAAUCAGUCUCUUCACUAGUUCACUUCUUUCAAACCCUCACUAUAAGAUCACCGUAGCCACUUCCACCAACCCUCCGCCGAUUCUCAACUCUCCUUCCCGCCAUGCGCCGCUUCUCUCUAAUCCCAAGCCUACGCCUAUAUUUCCUUCAUCCUUCUUGGCCCCUGCUCGCCUCAUGAUGACUACGGUGUGGUGGUUCCGCACGAGCCGCCGUCGUUGUCUUCUUCUCUUGCUUUGCUCCCCUCUUCUGGUCCCCAUUCUCUGCGCUACUUUCCCUCUGCUUUGUUUGGCUGAAGUCUUCUUUCGGAUUUACCGGAGGAGUAGCAGCGGAAAAGCUACGGCGGCGCAAGAAGAUGAGGAGAACCGGUUGCGGCAGUGUGAAGAAGGUUGUUACGGCGACAGAAAAGCGAUGGAAGCUUGGCUGUUGCAAAGGUAUUUGGAAGAUCAACUGGCACUCGUUGGAUCUGUUUAUGAUUGCGGCGAUGAUUUAGAUGAUCAAGAUCUUGACAGUAAAAGACCACUUUUGAGCUGAUUUUAGCUGUUGCUUCUUUUACUCUGUGUAAAUUAUGCCAUUGAUUUUAA